UCCCUGGGGGACGCAGCGCGGGCUCCUCCAGACCUGGGGACUCAGAGGGCACAGCCGGAGCUGGGGGGUGCCUUGGAGGGGCUGGACGCCCGCAGGGAUGGGGGGCGACCGGCAGCAUUACUACGGGAAGCACGGAACUCCACAAAAGUAUGACCCUACCUUCAAAGGACCCAUUUACAACAGGGGAUGCACGGAUGUCAUCUGCUGCGUGAUUCUCCUCCUGGCCAUCGUGGGCUAUGUGGCUGUGGGUAUUGUAGCCUGGACUCAUGGGGACCCCCGGAAGGUGAUCUACCCCACUGAUAGCCGGGGCGAGUUCUGUGGACAGAAAGGCACAAAAAAUGCGAAUAAGCCCUUCCUGUUUUAUUUCAACAUUGUGAAGUGUGCCAGCCCCCUGGUCCUGUUGGAAUUCCAAUGUCCCACUCCCCAGAUCUGCGUGGAACAAUGCCCUGACCGCUACCUCACAUUCCUCAAGGCACACAACUCCAAAGACUUUGAGUACUACAAGCAAUUUUGUGUUCCUGGUUUCGAGAACAAUAAGGGAGUGACUGAAGUGCUUCGAGAUGGCAACUGCCCUGCUGUCCUCACCCCUAGCAAACCCUUGGCCCAGCGGUGCUUCCCGGCUAUCCAUGCCCACAAGGGGGUCCUUAUGGUGGGCAAUGAGACGACCUACGAGGAUGGGCUCGGUUUUCGGAAGAAUAUCACAGAACUGGUGGAGGGCGCCAAGAAGGCCAAUGGCGUCCUGGAGGCCCGGCAGCUGGCCAUGCGGAUAUUUGAGGAUUACACGGUGUCCUGGUACUGGAUUGUCAUAGGCCUGGUCAUCGCCAUGGUGUUGAGUCUCCUCUUUAUUAUCCUGUUGCGCUUUCUGGCUGGCAUUAUGGUCUGGGUGAUGGUCGUCAUGGUGAUUCUGGUCCUGGGCUAUGGAAUCUUUCACUGCUAUAUGGAAUAUUCCCGACUGUGUGGUGAGGCUGGUUCUGACAUGUCUCUAGUGGAUCUUGGCUUCCAGACAGACCUCCGGGUGUACUUGCAUUUACGACAGACCUGGAUGGCUUUUAUGAUUAUUCUGAGUAUCCUGGAAGUUAUUAUCAUUUUGCUACUCAUCUUUCUCCGCAAGAGAAUUCUCAUCGCGAUUGCCCUCAUCAAAGAAGCCAGCAGGGCUGUAGGGUACGUCAUGUGCUCCAUGCUCUACCCGCUGGUCACCUUCUUCUUGCUGUGUCUUUGUAUUGCCUACUGGGCCAGCACUGCUGUUUUUCUGUCCACUUCUAAUGAAGCUGUCUAUAAGAUUUUCGAUGACGCCUCCUGCCCACUGGUUGGGAAAACCUGUGAUCCUCAGAGCUUUCCCUUGAAUGAGUCGCGUCUCUGUCCCAAUGGCCGCUGCCAGUUCGCCUUCUAUGGCGGUGAGUCAGGCUAUCACCGUGCACUGCUGGGGCUGCAGAUCUUCAAUGCCUUCAUGUUCUUCUGGCUGGCCAACUUCGUGCUGGCGCUGGGUCAGGUCACCCUGGCAGGGGCCUUUGCCUCCUACUACUGGGCCCUGCGGAAGCCGGAUGACAUGCCCGCCUUCCCGCUCUUUUCUGCCUUUGGCCGAGCGCUCAGGUACCACACAGGAUCGCUGGCGUUUGGCGCCCUCAUUCUGGCCAUCGUGCAGAUCAUCCGUGUGAUGCUUGAGUAUUUGGAUCAGCGCCUAAAAGCCGCAGAGAACAAGUUUGCCAAAUUUCUCAUGACCUGCCUCAAGUGUUGCUUCUGGUGCUUGGAGAAGUUCAUCAAAUUCCUCAAUAGGAAUGCCUAUAUCAUGAUUGCCAUCUACGGCACCAACUUCUGCACAUCCGCCAAGAACGCCUUCUUCUUGCUCAUGAGAAACAUCAUCAGAGUGGCGGUCCUUGACAAAGUUACUGACUUCCUGUUCCUGUUGGGCAAACUUCUGAUUGUGGGUAGUGUGGGGAUCCUGGCUUUCUUCUUCUUCACCCACCGAAUCAGGAUCGUGCAGGAUACAGCACCACCCCUCAAUUAUUACUGGGUCCCUAUAUUGACGGUGAUUGUUGGCUCCUACUUGAUUGCUCAUGGAUUCUUCAGCGUCUAUGGCAUGUGUGUGGACACACUGUUCCUCUGUUUCUUGGAGGACCUGGAGAGGAAUGACGGCUCAACAGAGAGGCCUUACUACAUGUCUUCCACUCUCAAGAAACUCUUGAACAAGACCAACAAGAAGUUGGCUGAGUCCUAAAGGCCAGGGCCACUGUCACCUCUCUUCUUGGGAGCCCCCCCCCUGCCCCCAGGGUGUUCAGAGGGCAGUGGAGUCAGGAGCCCCUCCCUGGCACCCUCAGCCUACGGACUUCACCUGAUGUCCUGGCACUGCCUUUCUGUCUGGUGUGGUGCCUGGAGACCUGAUGGAUUUGGAGCUAUUCCUCCCCAUGCACACAGGCACUUGGGACUUUUUGUAGUCACCCCAGCACCUUCUGGUCGGGAUGGGGAUGAAUCCCCUGGAGUGCCUGGGAUGGGAGACACUCCAACUCUGCUGAUUCCUUCCUGUCUUCUUCUAUACAAUGGAUGGGAAAGACUGAGGAGGAGGAGGAGGAGGAGGAGCCACUGGGGCCAAGCUCCACACACUGGGGGGACUCCAAGCUCCUUCCACUUUGUGGCUCCAAGUUCCUCCCCCUCCCCCCCACGGGCCCAACCAAGCCCCAUCUCUACUGGCCGAACAACUGGCCCAAGGGCCUUCCGAUGCAUUUCUGGAGUAUUUUCUAACCUGGACUUGCAUUAAAGGGUCUUUUAGCUUUUCUUCCAUCGGCCUCCACAGCUGAAUGGAUAGGAGAUGCCCCUUAGUGCCUUCAUUGUUCCCUGCCCAGCCAGAGGGUGGCCCGGCUGGAAUGUGUGUGUGUGUGUGUGUGUGUGUGUGUGUGUGUGUAAUCUGGCUCAAGAGGCGCCCUGAAGGGGGGCCUUGGAUGGAAGGAGAGGAGUGGGGGAGCAGCCUUGAAUAACCAGACCUAGCAAUGGAAAUUACAGGCAGGCUGGCUUGGCUGGCGGCUCAAUUUUCCCUCCUCGCUGCACUCUUGGUUAAGAAAGAAAUGGUCUGGCUGUGUGUGCCAAUCCUAAAUAGUCCAAAGGCUGAGUAUUUAGGAUUAAAAAAAGCUGGAAAUGGAACCGUGGCUCAAGUGGUAGAGGACCAACCAUGAGCAAAGAUGCUAAGGUACACUGCCCAGGCUCUGAAUUCAAGCCCCAGGACCAGCAUACAUGCACACAUGCACAUACACACACGCACACGCACGCGCCAGCCCAAGGAAGAAACCUCUGCCUGUUCAUCUCAAAACCCUGGGGAUCCUUUUGCCAAACUUGUCAUAUGCUAGGGUCCCAGGGGGAGACUCACCCUGCCCGCCAGCCUCGCCUCCCAGCCCUCCCAUGUCUAACUGCAAAUAAGCCUAAUAAAGUGCCUCUUGUAUA
Molecule: messenger RNA, 3429 nt
Organism: Perognathus longimembris pacificus (Pacific pocket mouse)
Lineage: Eukaryota; Metazoa; Chordata; Mammalia; Rodentia; Heteromyidae
Gene: Slc44a2
Product: solute carrier family 44 member 2
Exons: 22
Coding region: 98-2215 (705 amino acids)
Biological process (GO): transmembrane transport; choline transport
Cellular component (GO): membrane
Molecular function (GO): choline transmembrane transporter activity
Source: RefSeq, a predicted model, not a curated record